ACGUUCCGUAAACUGUGCCAACCCUGCUUUUUCGCACCGGAAAAACCAACUUCUGUUCCCUUUAAUCUCACGCUUUCCACAUGAACAUCAAAAAAAGUAGCCUCAGUUUCAACGAAAGAACUUGUGCUUGCAAAAGCUCAUCUGGGUUUGCUUGAUCCAAAGUUGUCUACAGUGUUUUUUUACAUGUAAAAAGAGAAGUACUCAGUUGGGAAAGUGACUGGAACUGAAAGACCUCUUCUACUUUUACCACUCGUAGCUUUUUUAUCAGGGCACUUUGAAAGCAUCUUGGUUUCCGUGCUUCAACUUGAUAAUGCAGUCCUUUUCAUGCUCAAUAAUUUGUUUGAUGAGGAAUUUUGAUGUGGUUCUUGGCUAUAUGGUGUGUUGAAGAAAAGAAAGUUGAAGUGGGGGGUGUUACAGGUUAGAUUUUUUGGUUGAUGAUAUGAAUGGGAAGGGUGCUUCAGAUGUGGUGGUUGGGAAGGUGGUGGUGGUUGCUGUUAAGGCAUCAAAAGAGAUACCCAGGAGAGCUUUGGUCUGGGCUUUGACUCAUGUGGUUCAACCAGGGGAUUGCAUUAAGCUAGUGGUGGUCAUCCCUGCUCACUCCACAAGUAAAAGUUCUUGGGGCUUUUCAAGAUUCACCAGUGAUUGCACUAGUGGUAACCGGAAAUCAGGAACCGGGUUAGAUCAGACAGAUGAUAUUUCAGAUUCAUGCUCUAGAAUGUUGCUUCAAAUCCAUGAUGUUUAUGAACCUGAGAAGGUAAAAAUCAGGAUAAAAGUUGUUGCUGGUUCAUCAUGUGGAGUGGUAGCUGCUGAAGCCAAGAAGGCUCAAUCAAACUGGGUUAUAUUGGACAAACAUCUGAAACAUGAGAAGAAAUACUGCAUGGAAGAGUUACAAUGUAAUGUUGUGGUGAUGAAACGAUCUCAGCCAAAGGUUCUUCGUUUGAAUUUGAUUGAAUACCCAGUGAUGCAAACCGAAGUAUGUUGGCCAUUGCCAUUUGUUGGAGAAGAAUCUUCAAAGGACUUCGAGAGCAAAUUUCACCAGCUAGAUAUGUUAAGGGGGCCAUUUGUAACUCCUGCAAGUAGUCCAGAUCAUGAAUCGUCACUGACUGCAACAGAUGUUGGGACAUCAUCAAUAUCAAGCUCAGAUCCAGGGACUUCACCAUUUUUUCUAUCUGGAAUCUAUGGGAGCCAGAAGAAGGAGCAUUUGUUGUUCACUGAAGAAAAUGAAAGUCUUUAUGAAUCUGAAUCUGAUUCAGACAGUGACAAACGGGCAACUUCUUCCACCAGAUCAUAUUUCCAUCCGUGGAUGGAUGAUAAUCUGAGUUCCAGUGGUGAACUUGCAAAAAAUUUGCUGGAUGGCUUCCAAAGAUCCAAAAAUAUAGCUCAAACUUUCACAUACAAAAGUUUGCUGGAGAAUUUAUCCAAAUUAGACCGAGAACGUGAUAUUGGAGUCGUGAACUAUGGAAUUGAUUUGAACUUAAGCAAAAGUGUCAGGAAAGCAAUUUCCUUGUCUACACAUGUCCCUCUUGGUCCUCCUCCACUGUGUUCACUAUGUCGACACAAGGCUCCUGCAUUUGGAAAUCCUCCCAAGUGGUUUACUUAUGCCGAACUGGAACUUGCUACAGAUGGAUUUUCACAAGAAAAUUUCUUGGCUGAAGGUGGAUUUGGUUCUGUUCACCGAGGUGUCUUACCAGAUGGGCUGGUGGUUGCUGUCAAACAACAUAAAUUGGCUAGUUCUCAAGGUGAUCUAGAAUUUUGCUCAGAAGUUGAGGUUUUGAGUUGUGCACAGCAUCGUAAUGUUGUGAUGUUGAUUGGAUUCUGCGUGGAAGAUGGAAGAAGAUUGCUGGUUUAUGAAUAUAUUUGCAAUGGAUCUUUAGAUUCACAUCUUUUUGGACAUUCUCAAGAUCCAUUAAACUGGUCUGCACGUCAAAAAAUUGCUGUUGGAGCAGCUAGAGGACUGAGAUACCUUCAUGAAGAAUGUAGAGUGGGUUGUAUUGUCCAUCGUGAUAUGAGGCCUAACAAUAUCCUCAUAACCCAUGAUUUUGAACCAAUGGUUGGAGAUUUUGGACUGGCAAGGUGGCAGCCAAAUGGAGACGUGGGAGUUGAAACAAGAAUAAUUGGGACAUUUGGGUAUUUGGCUCCAGAAUAUGCUCAAAGUGGCCAGAUCACAGAAAAAGCUGAUGUCUAUUCUUUUGGGGUGGUAUUGGUGGAGCUAGUUACAGGACGGAAAGCUAUUGAUAUAAAACGACCUAAAGGCCAGCAGUGCCUAACUGAAUGGGUGCGUCCACUUCUAGAAAGGCCUGCCAUCCAAGAAAUCCUUGACCCACGCUUAAUGAAUUGCUACUCGGAGCAAGAGGUGCAUAACAUGCUGCAUUGCGCCUCAUCGUGCAUUAGCCGGGAUCCUCAUUCAAGGCCUCGGAUGUCUCAGGUGCUUCGGAUGUUGGAAGGUGACAUAGUCAUGAAUUCAAGCAAUCAAUUUUGAAGUUCUGGCAGUCAUUCUGAAAGCAUACUGGAAACAGGUUGCGCAAGAACAACAUCAGAAGUAGCGAAGAGGCCCUGCAGCUGUCCAGUUUGGUAGAGUGGAAGCAAAGAAGAGCUUUUAUUAGCAGUAUUAAAUUACUUUUAUGUGUUAGUCAAUACUUAUUUAACUUGUGAUCAUAGGUUCUUGGAUGUAUAGUUGUAAGCUGUAACAGCAAAUGUGAAGGUUUGUUCAUCCACCACCAUGUGUCAUAUCCUCCUAAUUCAAUAUUGAAUUUAAUUAUUUAAUUAUUUUUUA
Molecule: messenger RNA, 2773 nt
Organism: Hevea brasiliensis (rubber tree)
Lineage: Eukaryota; Viridiplantae; Streptophyta; Magnoliopsida; Malpighiales; Euphorbiaceae
Product: inactive protein kinase SELMODRAFT_444075
Exons: 9
Coding region: 440-2479 (679 amino acids)
Biological process (GO): protein phosphorylation
Molecular function (GO): protein kinase activity; ATP binding
Source: RefSeq, a predicted model, not a curated record